Nematostella vectensis (starlet sea anemone) is the source of this 2665-nucleotide messenger RNA. Its product is annotated as neuronal-specific septin-3. Lineage: Eukaryota; Metazoa; Cnidaria; Anthozoa; Actiniaria; Edwardsiidae. Gene Ontology annotation, molecular function: molecular adaptor activity; GTP binding; GTPase activity. The record is from RefSeq and is a predicted model, not a curated record. Bases 258 to 1466 code for a protein of 402 amino acids. Gene Ontology annotation, cellular component: septin ring; microtubule cytoskeleton; cell division site. The transcript has 9 exons. Gene Ontology annotation, biological process: cytoskeleton-dependent cytokinesis.
GAGCGACUCGUGGGUCUUUGUUGUAGCAUUAUAAUUUAAUUAUCGGCCUGCUGUUUUAGUAUGCAUGCGCUGAGGGGUUUCCUUUGACUUGUCAGCGAUUCUCUCUCGCUGGGCGCGGUCGGGCAGAUGUUUUUGUAAUAAUAAUCACGCGUCGUGUCUGAAUAGAAUCAUUUGACACGACUAGCUCUAUAGUUCGCCGCUUGUAGAACUCUACCCUUUUAGCACAGCCUCCGUAGAUUGUUAUUGCCACUCUGAAAAUGGAGAAGAUUGAAAAUAUCGAUGAGGAAGCUCUUUCCAAGGUUUUCAAGUUUGCAGAUGUGGAGGAGACAGGGUAUGUUGACGUGGCAACAAUCUCUACCCUGGCCGUACAGUUGCUAGGGGCACAGCUGAGUGACAAUGAGAAGGACACGAUUACAGUCAAAGCAGAAAGCAAAGCGGAAAAAGGCCUGCUUUCCUAUAAGAACUUUAUAGAAAUUAUGAUGGAUACAAUGCAAUCCAUGACACAAUGGGGCAAGCUGAAGACUCCACUGGAUGGAUAUGUUGGCUUUGACACGGUGCAGGAGCAGAUAAGGCGAAAGUCCCUUAAGAGAGGCUUUGAGUUCAACCUAAUGGUUGUGGGUGCAUCUGGACUUGGCAAGUCAACCAUGGUCAACACCUUAUUCAAGGGAAAAUUGAGCCGCCCCACCUCCACCGGCAAAUCUACCAUCAUCCCUAAGACUGUAGAUGUCAAAUCUGUUAGUCAUGUAAUUGAAGAAAAAGGGGUCAGACUCAAAUUGACCAUCACAGAUACACCUGGAUUCGGAGACCAGAUCAACAAUGAUAAAUGUUGGGAGCCAAUCAUGGACUACAUCAACAGCCAAUAUGACAAGUUCCUGACAGAAGAAGUGACAAUAGAGCGUAAACCGCGGAUACCGGACAGCCGAGUGCACUGUUGCUUAUACUUCAUCGCCCCGACCGGCCACAGACUGAAACCAAUCGAUGUGGAGUUUAUGAAGAGACUGGACAAGUGUGUCAACAUAGUACCUGUCAUUGCCAAGGCUGAUAACAUGACCCUAGAAGAGAGAGAGGCUUUCAGGAGAAGGUUACGAGAGGAUAUCCAGGCACAUAACAUUAACAUCUACCCAAUGAUGGAUCGUCAUGAUCUGGACGAGGAGGAACUUAGAGUCAAUUCCAGGAUCCGGGAACAGCUGCCUUUUGCAGUGGUCGGCAGUGAUAGCUACGUCACGGUGUCUGGAAAGUCUGUACUUGGCAGGAAGACAAAAUGGGGAGUUAUAGAAGUGGAAAACAAAACUCAUUGUGAAUUUUCCCAGCUUCGCGAUAUGUUGAUUAGGACCCAUAUGCAAGACCUGAAAGAAGUAACAAAUUCCAUCCACUAUGAGAGCUUCCGACGCAAGCGCCUUACAGAAGAACAAAAAGAUCGCAUCAAUCUUUCAGACAUUUCCGACACUCAGGAAAGCAAGAUUUAACUUACGCUAUUAUAGACUUAGCGAAAUUUUGAAACACCCAAUUCUAUACGAACAACAUCUUUAAGAAAAUUUAAGUAGAAGUUUAUGGGCAUACCUAAAGAAUUGAGGAAGAGGGUACGGGAACCCAUUAUUUCCGGCUUGAAAAGAGAAGUGGUUUAACAAAGCGGACCCCCACACCCCCUCUAUUUUCAAUAUCCAUAAAGAGUAGGGGAAGGAAAAUGGCAAAAUUAAACCUCUUCCUUUCAAAACAUCCUAGUAACGUCUGUUUCUCCGUUCAGCGUAGUCCAGUUUGUUUCUGGCUUUGAUAAUGUAAAGUUUAUCAAAGGAAAAAUAUUCGGCUUCUCCGAAUAACAAAUCUUCUAACUGCUCCAACAGGAUUAACUUGGAAACUUCCUCACUCGUUUUCAGAUUCAGUUUAUCGUUCCAGAGAAGAACCCAAAUUAGGAUAAAUAUUUAAAUUCCAAUUUUAAAAUUCCACUUUGCGUUUGCUAUGUAUUGUUAAUACUUAUUAAGGUUUCAAAAGUUAUUUUGUUUCCCUUUUGAAUAGAAAAUCUAUAGCAAUUACCAAAUGCGUUCGUUUGGCAGUUAUCUCUUCGUAUGUUAUUUUUCUCUGUAUUGUACUAGUUUUUUACGGUCUAGCUCUUGGAAUUCUGUUUGGGAGUCCUGUGGUUGGCUGUAAGACAAGAGGAGCUGGGGAGAGGCGUCCAAGGGAACGAGAGGGCUUCCGGUGACGUCACAGAGGGUUUCCGGGAACGCCACAGGAAACCCCAAAAGAAUGCCAGGGACGAAGCUGACCAUUUUUCUAAGAUGACUCGAUAGAAGAAAAGGCUUUGUGUAUGGCUGCUACGAUCGUGAUCCAUUGCGCAUGCUCUGUCAGUUAACCGCUGACAGAACGGCAAUCUACAGUAACGUAGUAAUCUACAGUAACGGCAAUCUACAAUUGCCGUUACUGUCACGCAUGCUCAAUGAAAAUGGUCUCGACUCCCGGGCCAGUGCACAAAUAUUUUCCUCGCUCCACCCCAGUGAAUAACUAUAUAAAGUCGUUUUAAACCAGUGUAGGAAAUAAUUAAGAACAACUUAGCGCCUCAUCUUUAUACACCAUUUCCCUUUUAUAGUACAGGAAGUAAGAAUAAAUUAAUAAAAUUUGAGAACAAAAUGUAACAAAUAUUAAAGAACAAUAAACACAAGUAUUGAUCAAA